UUUGCAGUUAAUGCGAAGGGGAUGUCGGCAUCAUCUCGCGGCGGUGGUGCUGCUUAUCGCCACUUUUCCGCCGCUUGCCUACAAUCAAAAUAUUGGAGGAAUCAAUCAGAAUAUUGGUGGAACACCUCAAAAUCCCACAAUUAACCAAGUAUCACCAGGACAAAUCUUCUCAGGAACAGGCAACAAUCCAUUUUAUGGAGUGAAUCUCGUUCCGUUCGGACCUGAAGCUGGUGAUUUGAUGGUCAAUCCAUCUAUGCUUACAUCUGGAAUGACGAUUGAUUUGUACAUGUUUUUCCCAUAUUAUGGAGGACUUUACAAUUACACAACUAUAUCCGUAAAUGGAUACCUUGGUUUUGCAACAGUCCUCGAUCAGGGACCAACAAUUAAUGUGGGUCCUGAAACAACGGAUUGGCCACGUCAAGAAGAUCCAGCAAUGAUUGCACCAUACCUAUGUAAACAACAAGUUCCACAACAAGGAAACCCGGCUCGAAGAGCAGGAGUCUACUAUCGUUUAUUGUUGCGUCAGUCUUUGUUUGGUAGAGAGUCAAACUCGAAUCUUAACCUUGGAGGGACUCUUCAACAGAACGCAUUCUUUGGUCAACAAGCCAGUCAAGCUUGUCCUGGAACUGCAGACAGUUAUGUUCGAUGUGACUCAAACAGUGAUUACUUCCUCGAUCAAAUGAUGAUUUGGGUUCAAGAAGGAGUUGCUGGAGGAGCCAUGUUCCGUGCAGACGCUGCUGUCGUUGUCACAUGGUACAAUACAGCUUCUGCUAUUUCUGGAAGAUCUGAUAUCGAUGCAGGACAGACUGGAACAUAUCAAGUUAUUUGGCUCACUGACUCCACGGCUCGCCUUUCAUAUGUUAUUAUUAACUAUGAUCGUCUAGGAUUUGAUGCUCAAGACUUCCGCGGAAACUCAAGAUCCGGAAGAUGUCGUGCUGUAUUCAAUGGAGGAAAUCACACAGGAACUGUCGAAGUUGAUCCAACUCAACCAUACAAGAACACACCGAAAGUUUUGGCACAAAGAUCGGGAGUUCCACAUAUGGUCAGAGGAAGAUAUAUGUUCAGAGUUGAUGAUGUUGUUAGACCUGCUGGAUGCUCAAAUAAAACGGGAGGAACAUACCCAAUCAUGAUCUAUCCAAAUAUUGUGAACAUGUUGGGAGAUAUGACCGUUGAUGUUAAUGCUUGCUGCUUGGAUCGCACACAGACCUACAUUAUGAUGAUUGAAGAAAGAGAGGUUGCCACGUGCCAAGUCAUUAAUCCAGCAAUUGCUCGAUGCAGUCUGCCACGAAUUUAUGAUUGGGGAACUAAGACUGUUUACUUCCAACCGGAAUCUCGAGGAGCUAACGAUGAAAAGGCAUUUGUGGGAUAUAUCUAUUUUGUGCCUCCUACACUAGAUCCAAUGAGGUUGGAUAUUGGUAAUAUCUAUGAGUGGUAUAAGAAUCCAAUGACAAAUUAUCUAAUGCCAAUCACCUGGUAUCCUCGAAACUUCACAAAUCCAGACAUUUUAACUAAUGGUAACAAUAUGGGUGUUCGAAUCUCAGAUGAUUCCAUGUACGGUGUUCAACUGGGUCUGUACAUUGUCGGAUACAGAGAGUUUAAGGAUGAUGAGAUCAAGAAGUUCCGACCGGAAUACCGUACUCUUGCUCGUAUCACCACAUAUAGUAAUCAGAAUAACGCGAACUAUCGUUGGAUGCCACAAGAGGAAGUUAUCAAUACAAAUCAGGUUCAACAAUGGUACUUGACUGACUGGGAACGAAUGCAUACUCUAUACACUUAUCGUGUUGGUUUCUUCAAACUGGCACCAAUUAAUCCGAAUGAUGCAAACGGAACUCAACUUCUGCCAGGUCUCGUAUCUGCUCCGAUUUCUCUUCAUUGGCUUUGGACACCGGAAAACCAACAGUUUGCAACAUUAACUCUCAAUCAACAAGAUCGUGAUCAGAGAAUUGAAUUCGUAAAAGAAAAAUCCAGAGAAAUGUGUCACGAUUGGUAUGAUGAAGAUGGAGCUCUUUGGAAUUUCAUUAGAGAUACAGAAACCAACACUUCAUGCCCAUGUAUUGAAACUCAAGCUUUGUUGGAUUUGGGAAGAUUUAUGCCUCAUCCAAGAUGCUCGCAGAUGUUCCGUGAUAUCACUUGCACAACCGUUAUCGGUUCCAAAAACUGUUAUAUGUCAUCUUCAAAUAUUUAUUCAAGUUAUGCUGGAAAUGGAAAUACUUUCAAUAAUAUGGAUACAAACCGAUUUAUGACUCAUUAUGGUCAAGUCUGUUGUUACGACGAAUCAGGAUAUCUUAUGCAAACCCCUUAUCAACCAGUUAUCAAAACUCAAAGGGAAUAUUUCUACAAUCCUGGUUAUCCUUUACGAGCUUAUGAAUUUGGUACAGCGCCUUAUAUGGGGCAGUUUGAGGUUCCUGGUUUAUCGGUAUUCCACAAUGACUACAUGCCCUACUUCUUGUGUUGUAAGUUCGCCGAUUUCCGAUGUCAAAUGUUCUACUGGAGGAGACCUUCGUCAGCUUGUCAACAGUAUCAACCUCCGGCUAUAGGACACGCACAAGGUGCUGGAGUAUUCCAAACUAUAGACAAUGACAAAUUCAUUUUCAAUCAACCAGGAGUAUUCAAUUUCUUGUAUAUUCCUCAAUCGGUUCGUACACCUGAAGUUAGAAUUCAAACUCGACUGGAAAGAUAUCCAAACCGAAAAGUUGACUUUGGACUUUUGGGAAGAUACAUUUCUCAGUAUGAACUUGUUCAACCAACAAAUGCAACAGUCAUCACUGGAAUUGCUUUGGAAGCAACUGGAACUGAACGUGUCAUUGUAAUGACUCGUAAGGAUACUCGACGAUUUCGUUACCGUACCAACAUCAUUGUCGGAAAUAUUCUCCGUUACUUUGACACAAUUCGUUUACAACGUUUCCGUGGUGUUCUCAUUUACGUUAACAAUGUCGAGCGUGGUCAGCCAGAGAUUUAUGUUGUACUUGAAGAAGCUCAAAUUGGAGUGAAAGUCACUGAAAGUUAUGCACUGGAUAUCGACCGUCUGCCAAAUUAUCAAGAAAGUAUGGGAAUGCUGGACAUUCAGAUUUCCGUGUCUCCACAAUAUGGAGUCAGACCAGAUGGAGAUAAAACUCAAGAGACUCAAUAUAGACAGAUGUACAACUUGCCACGUGUCAGUGGUUUGAUUAGACCAUAUCCAGAUCAGACAAGUGGAUCUUUGAAUGAAGGACUUACAUUGAAUGAUGUCAAUUCUGAUUCUUAUAGACAACAGAUUAUUAACAAUUAUCUCGUUUUGGGAACUGGAGAACCAGGAACUCAACAGAAUCAAGCUGGAACAUUGAAUCAAAAUAUGCCACAAGAUAACAUGUUCACUACAUCAAGAGAUGAAGAUAAGCAGUUUGAUGUGUUCCCAGAAGCUAGCAUGAGAUCAGAGCCCGUUUAUAAAACUGCUCCAAUUUUCGAUACCGGUUCCUAUCGUUUUGUUCCACAAACCGGAGCUAUGAUUCUUCAACUUUUGAAUACAUGCAGAGAUUUGCAAAAUAAUCCGAACACUGAUCUUCAACCAUAUCAAAGUAUUGCAACUCUCAGUUAUGGACUUCAAUGCCCAGACGAUCCAGGACAAGUUCUCACCGAAUGUGGAGAUAGUGUGGCAUGUCUUUAUGAUUAUGCACUUCUUAAUUCAAAGGUUUUGGGACAAGAAGAGCAAGAUGCAUGGAAUAUGUUCACUACUGACAGAGCACUUGCUAUUCGACAGUACAACAGCUGCGGAGCCAUUAACAUUGAAUAUCCAGAGUAUAUGAUGAAGACACCAGCCUUAUCAUCUGGUUAUUUACAAGGAGAUGUUGCAAGAUUUGAGUGUUAUCAAUCUCAUUGGGUUAAAGGAGAUCAUGAAUAUAAAUGCGGAAUCGUUGUCGAUUACAACCGUCCAAAUGAGUAUCGCUUUGAAUGGAACAAAGGAAAUCAACCGUGGUGUAGAUCGAGAAUCAAGGAAAAUUACUUCAAAUGGUUGGCUGUUAUUGCCGGAAUCGUUGGAAUCAUCAUUGUUAUACUCUUGAUCUUCCUUGUCUUCUGGUGUAUCAAACGAAAGAAGCUCCAGGAAAGCAGAAACUACAGUGGAACAGCAGCAUACAGUAACAACGCAUUCCAAAAUCAGACAUACGAGACAAAACCGUCACGUGCAUUAUCUGUGGGAGAUUUGUCAACAGCUCCGAGAACUGUGGCCAUGCCACCGCCACGUGGCACAACUGCAACACCAAUGACGCUAGAACCACGUGGAUUCUCGCCUGUUCCAUCAGAUGUUCGAGGUUCACAAGGAAUGCUUGGAUUGAAUACAAGUGUUUAGAUUUAGUUGCUAAUUUUUAAAAAAUUAUUAGGGUGGAGGAUAGCUAAAUUUUGAUUUUCUUGCAAUCCGCUGUAUUAUUACAGUAGUUAGUGAAAACUAAAUAAUAAAAUCUGAAAAUACUUAGCCUUCACCCUGAUAACUUUGUGAUUUGAAAGCGAACUUCUUUAGAGGCCACAGUCAGCUUUCAAAAUUCCAAUAUUAUACAUAUUUAUUUCUUCUCAUCCCGUUUGCUCAUUUUCUCCCCUGAUUUCUGUUCAUAAUCGGCUAGUCCGCAAUUCGACUAGGGAAUGAACAUGCAUGUAAUAUUAUGAGAAUAGAUACAAUUGAUAUGCAUGUCCAUUUCCACGUCUCGUUCUAAAAUUUACUUAAUUUUGUUGCUUUAUCAAUUAAAUUUCAAAUUCCAAAAAAGUUUGGCAUGGCCUAGUGCUCUUCCAGGUGACGCUUAAAAUUAGGCCAUGACCCGUUUGCAGUCCUGAAUAGGUGCUCUUCAGAAGGACAUAUUGUCUUUCGUUUUAGUAAGUGUUAUACACAUAUUGAUACUCUUUCUACCUCAUCAUUUUACAUUGUGAUACUAAUUUCAUUGUUUUUAUUUUGAUUUUUUCAUGUUUUUUAAUUCAACACCAUGUGUCUUUUCUUUAAUCUACUGAAAUUUGAAA
Messenger RNA from Caenorhabditis elegans, 4980 nucleotides. RefSeq lists its product as uncharacterized. Gene Ontology annotation, cellular component: membrane. The coding region runs from base 11 to 4324 and encodes 1437 amino acids. Gene Ontology annotation, biological process: cell-matrix adhesion. Lineage: Eukaryota; Metazoa; Nematoda; Chromadorea; Rhabditida; Rhabditidae. The record is from RefSeq and is marked reviewed. The transcript is spliced from 14 exons.